AUGAUCUGGAAGGGCCUGAUCGUCGUGACGGGCAGCGAGAGCCCCGUCGUGGUGGUCCUCAGCGGGAGCAUGGAGCCUGGCAUGCAGCGGGGCGACAUCCUCUUUCUCACCAUGUUCGACAAGGACCGGGGGCAAUCAUCUGCGCGGUAUUCUUCGCCGCGCGAGAUAUUGUCGGGCAGCUUCGUACGGAGCGAGGAGACGGCGCCGCACAUGACGGAGGUGUCUGGGCUGAAGUGGCCGGCGGCUGAGAUCUACAGCCUCAUUGAGACGAACCAGAUGCCAUCGCUAAGCGCCGCUGAGAGCUCUGGAGCGAGAUGUUCGCCCCGCCUGAGCCUGAGGUGGAUGAGACAACCGCUGCCGGACCCCUUUGUCCCAGGCGACGUGGUCGUUUUCCAGAUAGAAGGCAGAGAUAUCCCGAUCGUCCACCGCACAAUGAACGUCCACGAGAAGCACGAUGGCACCGUGUCUCUCCUGACCAAGGGCGACAACAACCAGUCGGGCCAGUCUUGGUCGUGCCGUGACUCAGGGCUUGUUGAGCCGGCCACGGUGCAGAUCACGACCCCUGUCCAUCUUGUGCUCACCGCUCUCCCCGAGGUGGACGACCGAGGCCUCUACACCCACAAGCAGCUGUUCAUCGGGCGCAAGGAGGUGAUGGGACGGGCCCAGGGCUUCCUGCCGUACGUCGGCAUGAUCACCAUAUGGCUGAACGACUAUCCAGGGGCGCCUCGCGCCGCGUCCGCCGCCCGAGGAGCCUCCUGCAGGGCCCUCCAGGGCCCGAGGUGCCUGUUCCACCCAGACGAGUCCCGCCGCCCGUGCUCGGCCCCCCGUCGGCUGGGGGCGGCGGCUCAGUGGCUGAAGUACAUCCUCAUCGGCUCGAUGGGGUUCUUCGUGGUGAUCGGGCUGUUCCUCACAGUCGACUCCCAGACCGGGAUGAGCUUGUCGCUGUGGUUGCACAGCUUGACAACGCCUUGCUGGCCAUCCGCCAGCUUCUGGGUGGCCCACUGGAGCCUGGCUGCAGAGACCAUGGCGCGCUGGCUGCGGAUGCUCGUGGCCUGCGCCUGGUACGCCGUCCUCGCUGUUACCGUGGCUGCCCUGCCGCACAUCUCGCCCAUGGAGACCACGAGCCACUGGUUCUGGACCGGGGAGGCCUGCGGCGGGUACGAGGUGCUUGCGCUGCUGGCGUACGGGGCCGGCUCCCCGGGCUGCAGCGCUCACGCCAGCGUCUUGGGGCGGUACGGCGAGCUCGGCGGCGCCGCGGAACGGGUGCGGGAGGAGCUCGGCGGGCUCAGGGCGCACGUCGGCGCCGCCUACGGGCCCGCGAUGACUGCGAGGCUGGCCAAGCAGACCAAGACCCAGGAUGCCAGGGGGGAGUUCCAGGUGACGGCUGGCCUCAAGGGCAUCGUGCCCAGCGGCAGCGUCUUCCAGUGGCAGGCCGUCGAGGCAGGGGGCGACCACAAGAGAGCGGCGGCAGCAUUCUUCAAGAAGUGGACCGGCGUCAGCAGCAUCCCCAUUCAGUGGAUGGAGGAGGCCGCCUUCUGUGAUGGGCUUGACGUAUGGGUAGGCGCGUGA
Prorocentrum cordatum is the source of this 1569-nucleotide messenger RNA. The record is from the annotation of a GenBank genome assembly. NCBI's taxonomy places the organism in Eukaryota, Dinophyceae, Prorocentrales, Prorocentraceae.